CCAGCCCUUCUUUGUUGCGGCAGCCAAUAGUGGCGUUCAGAAUGUCGGCGGCUGCCAAGUAACAUGGUUACGUGUCAGAGAGUAACACUUGAUAAUGGAACGUGGACUGAGGCGCAAGAGGCAACAGCAGCCCCAGCCUCCCGGAGGGCCCACGGUGCAAUGAAUCCCGCUGCGACCAGAUUCAGACCACAAGAGAACAAACCCAGCAGCACUCACACUGGCUAAUUUUAGCUAAUAACAACUCCUUUGCCUGAUUGCUGUGGCAGCAAGUGAGAUGAAGGCUUCUUUGUUGUGGCAUUGAACUGUAUACACAUUUCCUACUUGGACUGCUCUAGCAAUUCAAACGCAUCAUGACGGGCUCUACUUCCAAUGCCCACCACUGCCCCCAUCCCAAGGGAGCCAAAGGGGGCCGAUCAAGGAGCACUCAUGCUCGGCCUGUCAGCACAGCCAACAACGGGGGCUCGGAAGAAGAAGACAAAGACGGGGGUGUGCUUUUCCUUGUCAAUAAAAGUGGCUUCCCUAUUGAUGGGCAGACUUGGGAGAGAAUGUGGAUGCAUGUGGCAAAGGUGCACCCUGCAGGCAGAGAGAUGGUGGAGACAAUAAGAAAUGCUGCAUACCUGGCUAAACCUUCAGUGCCACCAGUGCCAAACUAUAAGGUCUCCAUGUCUAUCCCAGAAUGGCUUCAAGCAAUACAGAAUUACAUGAAGAUGCUGCAAUACAAUCACACAGGAACUCAGUUCUUUGAAAUUAGGAAAACAAGACCUCUAAGUGGGUUAAUGGAGACGGCAAAAGAAAUGACCAGGGAGUCCUUACCUAUCAAAUGCCUUGAAGCAGUUAUCCUGGGGAUAUACCUGACCAAUGGGCAGCCUUCUGUGGAACGAUUCCCAAUCAGCUUUAAAACCCACUUCUCAGGAAAUUAUUUUCAUCAUGUGGUGCUUGGGCUUUACUGCAAUGGUCGGUAUGGCUCACUGGGCAUGAGCAGACGAUCUGAUCUGAUGGACAAACCUCUGAUGUAUCGAACUCUGACUGAUCUGGUCUUUGAAUUUGAGGAUUCCUAUAAAAAGUAUUUACAUUCAGUCAAAAAAGUAAAAAUUGGAUUAUACGUCCCGCAUGAGCCACACAGCUUUCAGCCCAUUGAGUGGAAGCAGCUGGUCCUCAAUGUAGCCAAGAUGAUGAGGACAGACAUAAGGAAGGAGUUGGAGAAAUAUGCCAGAGAUAUGAGAAUGAAGAUUCUGAAACCAGCAAGUGCCCAUUCUCCAAUCAAAGAGAGAUCACGGGGCAAGUCACUGUCCCCUCGCCGAAGGCAAGGCAGUCCUCAGAGACGUGUGUGCAGAAGAGACAAGUCGCCUGCAGUGAUGGACAAGAAAGUGGGUGAUCUCACUACGUUGAAUGAAGUGGGCUAUCAACUACGCAUCUAACAAAAAGCCAUAGGCCACAGGGAGGGCUUCCAUGGUGCUUCUCACUGCAUGUUACCCUACGGUCCAUUGGAAGGAAGGGGGUAAAAAAAAAAAAAAAAAAAACCAGGACUAUUUAUUAAGAACUUGUGGAUUUAUUUAAAGUGUCACCUAGAAAUUCUAGAAUGAUGGCAGUAUUAUUUUUUUAAAUUCAUUAAGUGGCAUCUAUGAAAAACUAAGUUACCUUCACCAGGGUUUCUUCCCCUCCAUCGAAGAGGAGGAAAUUAAUGUGGUGUUUUUUAAAAUAUAAAUAAUUUUUUCUAACCUAUUUAAUUGGCUUUGAAUAUUGUGCUACAUUGGUAGUAUUAGGAGCGAUGAUGAAAUCAUGUUUGUCAUUAGUGUUAAUGUGCUGGUGUGCAGUAGGUUUAAACAUCAAGUCAGUAUUAAUUUUAUUCAGCAAUAAAAAUAGUAGUGCAGAGGUGGAUGUGACUUUUUAUAGUGUCUAUUACCUCAGUAUACAACAGAUAUGCAAAACUGACAGAAUUUUAAUUUUCUAACCAAUUUGUACUAUUUCCAAGCAUUUAUGGUAGUACUAUAUGGCACAUUAGAUGCACCCCACCAAUCUUAUUCUGUGCAUGCCUAUGAAAAAGUUUAAGGUGUGAGUAUAUGCAAGUGUCUUCUUGAAAGCACUGCUGUCUUAUUAGAGAUGCAGAGAACCGGUCGAGGUUUCUGUUGGUUUUUUUUUAAUAACUGACCAACAAUGAAUUUUUAAAAUUUCUCAAUUUUUUAAAACUUUGUCACGAGCUUUUAAACUUUGCAGACUACAGUGUUAAAGCACAAGACCUGGGGAGCGUUGUUUUGUAAACACUAGCAUUUGCUGUAAUACAAGUCAAAAUGUUGGUACAUUUUCAGAUAUACAAGGCAAUGUCAAAAUGAGCAGGCUUCCUUGAAAGUGUACUUUUCUGUCCAUGUUUUGUGCAACUUCGAAUCAUUUGUCUCUGAGGUUAAACAGUUUAAGGAGGCGAUGCUUUCAUGUCUUAUAUUAAGAUCGUACAUCACAACUUAGAGAAGGUUCUUUAUAUACAUUAUGUUAACCUUUGCAAAGAUUUGGAUGAAGAAAUUCUUGUUUGAGUUAAAUGCAGCAAUAAUAAUUGUUGUUAAACAAAUAUCUGAAAAUCAAGUUUGUCCAUCUUCUCCUCCCUCAUGGUGUCCUUUUACUGAUGAAUUCAACUAGUACUAAGGAUGAUUGGCAGGAUUUUCACACCUAGGCUACAUCUAGACACAAGUUUCUUGUGCAAAAAGCUUUUUUCGGAAGAGAUCUUCCAAAAAAACUUCUUGCACAAGAGAGCAUCCACACUGUAAAACACAUCGAAAAAGUGAUGCGCUUUUUCGAAAGAGAGCAUCCAGGCAGUCUGGACGCUAUCUCUCAUGUAAGCAGUGAUUGCUAUGGAUAGAAUGGCCACCAGGGCACCUGUGCUUUUUCCUUUUCCCUCUUCUUCCGAAAAAACUCCUCCCUCCCCAUCCACACAUGCCUUUUUCCGAAAGAGCUCUUUUGCAGAAAGGCUUUUCCUCAUAGAAUGAGGAUUAUAAAUUGCGCAAAAAUCUGUCGAAAGAACGUGCUUGCAGUAUGGACAUAACUCAAGUUGUGUCAGAAAAACGGCCGUUUUUCCGACAAAACUCUGUAGUCUACACAUAGCCCUACUCAGCUUCUUCUUAG
Pelodiscus sinensis (Chinese soft-shelled turtle) is the source of this 3111-nucleotide messenger RNA. RefSeq names its product vasohibin 2 (gene VASH2). Gene Ontology annotation, cellular component: cytoplasm. Gene Ontology annotation, biological process: regulation of angiogenesis. NCBI's taxonomy places the organism in Eukaryota, Metazoa, Chordata, Testudines, Trionychidae. The record is from RefSeq and is a predicted model, not a curated record.